UAAUGUUGCUCUGAAGUUUAGGAUAAGUCAUUAAAUUGACGUUGGUGGAGGUUUAAUUUACCUUCAUUGAGUACUAAUUAGUUUUCUGACAGAACAGUACAAUUUAAUUAAAUCAUGAUUUUAGGCUCAAAUCAUAAGAGCAUUAUGUUGGGAGAAGGAUUAUUGUAAUGCAACAAUAUCAUUUUCAAUAAUAAAAUUAACCCGAUUUCACAUAAGAAGAAUGAGCUCAAUAUAAUGAAAAUCAAAAUUGAGAGAUGCUUAGAAGUAUCAAGGUGAUUAAAGUUUGACACUUUUGUCAUUUGAAAAUUAUUACUACAAAGUUUAAGGUUAUUUAUUUAUUUAUUUUUAAAUAUUCUUUAAAGGUUAUUGAAUCCUUUAGGGUUCAUUUAAAUUUCAUAUGAUUAAUUCACGGAAAAAUAGAUAAAUUAAAGUAUAGAAAUGUGGGUGAUUAGGAUUUAAUAAAUGAGGAGAUCCUGCUACAUUGGGAAAUCCGUGGGUUCGAUGUCUCGUUGGAACAGGAUAAGGGAAUAAAAGUGGGUGGGACAUUCCACCAUGAGUUGCUUGUACUUAUGUUGCCACGUAGAGUAGAGACAAGCCUCUCUCUCGCAUAUGUUGCCUCAAGAUCCACUAAACCAAGGAUUAAAGUCGACUUAGGAAUGAUUCUAGUAAUUAUGUUUUCAAUUUGCACUAUCAAAUUGAGCAUCAUACAAUGAUUGUUUCCCUUUAUUAGAUUUGAUAAUGUGAAUUACUUGAAUCCGGCUGUUUAAUUUCGAAAAGUAUGUUUGAUUUACUUGUAUCAUCGUCUAAUGAAUAUGAAAAUUUUGAUUGACGUCCCUUCAAUAUCUUAAAAUUUUUGAAGGAGUCCUAUUGAAACAACAACGUGAGAAGUGGGAUUGAAUGGUCAGGAUUUGGGUAAUAGUUGUGACAUAAAUUUUGGUUGUGAAUUGGUGUUUGUGGAUAAGCGUAACGCUCAUAUUCUUGAUCGUAUUUUUUUAAUAGUGGGAGUGAGAAUUAUAGAAUUCCUCUCCAAAAUUGGAGUUGGUGGAAACAACUCUUUCUUGUAAUUGUAGCUCCGAUCCCACCAAAGCUCCACAGCUUCACAAAAUUUUUGUCAGCAAGCAACUCUGUGGCGUUGUUAUUUAUGCUUCACACCGCCGAAGUCUCAGUUGCCAAAUCCCAAAAGACUUGAGUCUCAAAAUGCAGAGGAGAAUCCGGCAAGUUUUCACUGCUUUGAGAGAGCAGGGCUGCGUGGGUCAUGCUAAGGUUGCUACCAUAGGAGGGUUCUGUGACCUCGAUCUUGUGAUCGUGAAGGCCACGGCUCCUAAUGACUUGCCACUGUCGGAGAGAUAUGUUCAUCAGCUUUUGAAAAUCUUCUCUAUUUCUCCCGCAUCCUUCCAAGCCUUUUCACACAGCUUUACUCGCCGCUUUGGGAGGACUCGCUGCUGGAGGGUGGCGCUAAAGUGUCUGCUUCUCCUCCAUCGCUUGCUUAGAAUGGUGCCUCAAGACAGCCCCUUUCGGGCUGAACUCCUCUGGAUUCGAUCCAACGGCUUGCUCUCCCUCUAUCCCUGUCAUUUUAGGGACACUUCCUCCUCUUCUUCCCAGGACUACACCGCUUUCAUCACAUUCUAUGCUCAACUCCUGGAUGAAGCCAUUGACUGCUUCUCCAUGGAUGAUAAGGCCACUGAGAAUGGAUCAGAAGAGUUCGAGAGCUUAUCGGAUAAAAUGAAAGAAAUGGGGCGAGUCCUCGAGGUGCUGCCGCAGCUCCAGAGCCUCAUCGAUCGAGUGAUGGACUGCCGCCCGACGGGUUCAGCUUCUCGUAGCUUCCUCAUCAAGUCAGCAAUGAAACACAUCAUUAGAGACAGUUUCACCUGUUACAGCACAUUCCAGAGGGAGAUUGUUGUGGUGAUGGACAACCUCUUUCAGCUCCCAUAUCGCAGCUGUAUCGCAGCUUUUAAUAUUUACAAGAAGGCAGCCGUACAAGCCGCUCAGCUCUGUGAGUUUUAUGAUUGGUGUAAAGCCGGAGGACUCUGUGGAUCAUACGAGUAUCCCUUUAUAGAUAGAAUUCCACAUUUACAGAUUCGAGCUCUGGAAAAUGUCCUCCAUGGAAUGUGGCAGCUAACGGAUUCGUCUUCAUCCAACACGUCGUCAUCCUCAAUGUUGGGGUCUCCAUCUCCAUCUCCAUCCAGUUUCACGGAAGAUGAUGGCGACAAACAGAUGGUACGGACGAGGGAGAUUGUGGUUAGCACUCGAUGGGAGAAGUUUGAGGAAGAUGAGGAGAAGCCCCUACUUCAGUUGGAGGUUAGCAAUGCGAGCUGGGAGGCCCUUCUAGAAGAGUCCAUUGUAGUCUCUCAUGUCCCGCCAAACUACUUGUUCUGGAACUCCAAUGGCUAUAGCCAUGUAUACAAUGAUCAAAUCAAGGACCCGCACGAAGAUUCGCAAUUGAUGGAUGGAUGGAAGAUGCAGAUAUAUAAUCCUUUCUAUCACCCUCAAAACAUGAUAAAUUAUCAUGGGUUGGAACGGCAAGUAGCCCUACAGAACCAUGGAGACAAUGAGAGUUCAGAAAAGGUCUAGUUAGGCUUACGAUAUCGAAGGCUGUUUCAUUUCCAUGACAAUGGAAUGGUUUGUUUGGCCAGCAACUAGCUAGAUGGAUGGCUUUUCUAGGAAUGUGUUAUACUGCAUUUGUGUGUGAGCAUGUGUACCAAUUUUAUUGAUUAGUUUUUGGCACAUAUUUCCUAUGUUCUUCUCCUCUAUUUGAAUAGUUUGUUCCUUUUGCUCAUCUUCAUGAGCAAUAACAGUACAUGAUAUAU
Messenger RNA from Vitis vinifera (wine grape), 2807 nucleotides. RefSeq names its product putative clathrin assembly protein At2g25430. Lineage: Eukaryota; Viridiplantae; Streptophyta; Magnoliopsida; Vitales; Vitaceae. The transcript has a single exon. Gene Ontology annotation, biological process: clathrin-dependent endocytosis; clathrin coat assembly; vesicle budding from membrane. Gene Ontology annotation, molecular function: clathrin heavy chain binding; SNARE binding; 1-phosphatidylinositol binding. The record is from RefSeq and is a predicted model, not a curated record. Gene Ontology annotation, cellular component: clathrin-coated pit; clathrin-coated vesicle. The coding region runs from base 1198 to 2571 and encodes 457 amino acids.